AAUCUUUUGAUGGAAGAAGAGUUGACUUAAACUCUUUGUUAGAUCCACAAUUGGCUCAAAAGAGGAUGGGACAGGUUAUUCCCUAUUUUCAGGAACCGUUGAUAGAAUGUCAAAUUUCUGUGAAACGACAUUAGUUGGAGGAAAAAUAAGGUUAUCAGUAGAUAGAGCAUUCAAAAAUGAUAUAAGAAAACUAAUUAAGCAUCGUUUAUAUUUUUUGUUUCAAACUAAAAAAAAGACCGAAAGAAAAGCAUCCAAUCUGGAACCAUCAUAAAAAUGCACAAAACAAGUGAAAACAGUAGUUUAUUUUUAGCAUUUUUCGUCAACGGUAAAAGAUAGAAACCUGAUUUUAGCAGCAUAAGUAGAGCAUGACUAAUAGAUAUUUUGGUAUUAAUUUCGAGCAACUUGGUUGAACAGGAACUGAGAAAUAAACAAGGCCAUUUUUGACGGUCAAACGGUACAAUAGACACUAGAAUGACUCAUAUAUAGAAUAAAAAAUUAUUAAAUGUGACUUGUUCUAAUUGUAUAUAUGUUGCCAAUGUUGAAAAUAUUCAUACCCUAGUGAAUGUACUUAUUCAGAAAGUACGACUAGCCAGCAUGAGUACUCAGAUUACUCGAGCAAGUACUCUCAAAAGUUCAUGAGUAUGUAAAAUGACCGAGUACUCACAUGCGUACUCAGACGAAUUUUUCAUUAUACAUCUACUCAUAGGCAAGACCCUGGGUACUCAUUGUAGUACUCGUUGUCUUUUGUUUUUGAAAAGACUCAAUAUACAGAAUGAAAUGUGUUAGGACGAAAAAGAUAUCGUGCACUGACUUUCUAUGGACGAUAAGUUCACAAUUUCAACAAGAUAAUUUCCUUCUGUGACUGUAGCGUUGAAGAGAAGUGGACUUAUUCAGAGUCUACGGAGCCCCUCGAAGGGUAACAUAUCCGGACUUAAAAUGAUCUAGUUGCUACUAACUAUAAGAAAUGAACGAUUGUAGUACUCAACUAGAAUACACUGUCAUGAAAGUAAGGAUGUGUAGUACUCAUAUACUCGAAACUCAUUGUGAGUACGACAGACGAGUACUCAAAAGUCCGGAGUACUCAUGAGUACUCGCGACAUUUUCCAGCGUGAGUACUUUUUGAGUACUUUCACUAGGGUAAUCAAAUAUUGAUUAUGAGAAAAUUUUUCUUUUAAUUAUCCAAUGAUGAAUAUACUUUUUUUAAUAAUAUUUUAGUCUCUUACCUCCUCGUGUAAAAUCAAUAGAUGGUCGUCGUCAUGUUAAUACUGUUCCAGUUCGUCUUUGUCGUGCUCAAAAUGAUGAACAUAGAAAACAUGAAGAUGGUCAUUUUGCUACGGCAACAAUACGUUAUAUAAAAGAUUUAGCUUCUGUAUUUGGCAAUGAUUGUGUUUUUUAUUUAUCUCAAGAUGAUAAAUGUAAAGUUCCAUUAGGUUUACCUGCAGCUAAAAUUCAAGCACCAAUGUUAAUGCAUUUGGAUUAUCGUGUACAUUUACCUGAUCAUGAUUGGAUAGUUGCACCUCGACAUCAAUUAACACCAAGUGUAUAUGCAGCAUGUAUUCUAUCCGAAGAUGGAGAUUUAAGUUAUUCAGGUCCAACAUAUAUUGGAAUACGUUCAGCUAAACAUGAAUUUUCAACAGCUGAAUCUCAUACAUUAGAUUUUGAUCGUCUUAUUUGUUUAAAAGAAUUUGAAGAAGUAGCAUGUGAUGAAACUGGGCAAGUUAAACCAAUUCUUAUUAUUACAGUUGAUGGUGGUCCUGAUGAAAAUCCACGUUUUCCAAAAACACUUGUUUCAAAUAUUAGAAAAUUUAAAAAAUAUAAUUUAGAUGGACUUUUUAUUCUUACACAUGCGCCUGGUCAAUCAGCUUAUAAUAUAGUUGAACGUCGUAUGGCACCAUUAUCUCAUGAUUUAGCUGGUUUGAUAUUACCACAUGAUUAUUUUGGUACACAUUUAAAUGAAUCAGGUGUAACAAUAAAUCUUGAAUUAGAAAAAUUAAAUUUUCGUAAAGCUGGACAAAUCUUAGCUGAAAGAUGGAAUAAAUCACUUAUUGAUGGAUUUCCAUGUGUUGCUGAAUAUAUUAAUCCACCAGCUACAACAGAUAAUGAACAUCGACAAAUCGAUGUUAAAAUUAUUAUGGAUGAACUUUUACGAAAAAUUUGUGCUGAAGAAGAAGCAGAAGAAGGAUAUGAAUUUCGUAUUCGACAAUCAGAAGAAUAUUAUCAAGAAAAUGCUCGUCCAGCAAGAGAAAAAACUGGAGAACAACCAAAAUAUGAUAUUGAUGAAUAUUGGUGUGCUACACAUGUUUUACAAACACAAUAUACAUUACAAAUAAUUCGUUGUAAUUCAAUUGAAUGUUGUGGACCAUGGCGUUCAAAUUAUGCUGAAAUAUUUCCUCAUCGAUUUUUACCAUCACCUGUACCAUUUGAACGUACACCAUAUGGUGUUAGAAUGGCAGAAAAAGAUUAUCAAAGAGGACAAUUUUAUGGAUCAUUAUUUCAACGAAUUCAAUUUCAUGGUGUUGUUAUUCAACAUACACAGACUGAAACAUUACCAUUUGAUUACUGUUGUUCAUCAGUUAAAAAAGAAUUAAAAAAACGUACAUGUAGAAUAUGUAAUCAAUAUAUUCCAUCAGCAUAUCGUAUGAAAAAUCAUUAUAAAAUUCAUACACAACAUUAUGAUGAUUUUGAUCAUGAUCAAGAGGAUAGAUUACCAGCAUCACCAGAAACAACUGACAUAGCAACAAAUUCAAUUGAAAGUCAACAAAUAACAACAGCACCAUUACAACUGCCUACACAACCUGUAUUUAAAACAGAAAUGCUAGAAUGGCUUCGAUCAGAUUUCGAUAAUUUUGAUUUGGAUCCAGCACCAACACAGCUUGCAAGUGAUCGUGUUACACGUUCAAUGAAAAAUUUACAUGUUCAAGAAACUGAAGAAGAGCCUGAUAAUAAAGAGUGGGUGUACGUAGAUUAA
Molecule: messenger RNA, 2968 nt
Organism: Rotaria sp. Silwood2
Lineage: Eukaryota; Metazoa; Rotifera; Eurotatoria; Philodinida; Philodinidae
Source: the annotation of a GenBank genome assembly